Megalobrama amblycephala (Wuchang bream) is the source of this 3200-nucleotide messenger RNA. RefSeq lists its product as uncharacterized. NCBI's taxonomy places the organism in Eukaryota, Metazoa, Chordata, Actinopteri, Cypriniformes, Xenocyprididae. The record is from RefSeq and is a predicted model, not a curated record. The transcript has 13 exons. Gene Ontology annotation, cellular component: membrane; meiotic nuclear membrane microtubule tethering complex; nuclear envelope. The coding region runs from base 444 to 2387 and encodes 647 amino acids.
UCUUUUUCACCUUUUUCUAUUCCUACAAAAAUAACAAUAUAUCAAUUUUAUUUCCGUAAAUAUCCGUGCUUGAAGUCACGCAGAAGAGUUGUAAAGGUGAGUAGGAGGGGCGGGCGAACUGCUCGGGGGCGUGGCUUCGUCUCACCUGUGUCAGGUGACAGUUCAAUUUGCUUACAAGUACAACUCAAAAGACUGACGGCUGUGUUAAGUGACCUGCAACAGAGUUUCUCUUUAUCGCACAACAUAACUUAGCGUUGUUUCAUGUUUGAUGUGUGUUAGUAAAGCAUACCUGGCAUUUCAAAGCUGAUGAGAAGAAUUUUCUCCCUGAGGAUAAAAACUUUUGCUCAUGUAUGAUUCCUGAAACCCCGAGGGAUUCCCUGAAGGAAAAAGCUGGAAGCUGGAGUUAGGACAGGUUAGUGCACGUGGCAUUUGGUGAUGCCAGGAUGUUAGAAGAGAUGUCAAUCAAAGCCAGUCACCAUGGUAACACCAGAGUAGGCCCCAGAGGAAGUGAAGACGCAGGAGAGAUGCAAACAUGUGUUGAAAUGAACCACCAAAGUGGUCUCUACCUACAGUCCUCUGAGACCUGCUUUCCCACGAGAAGCUUUCAGCUACAUGAUGAUUUGAAUGAGUUCUCUAAUGAGUGGUCGUCCAUUGGAGACUUGAGCCAAGAUGUUUCCUUCUCUCUUGAGGGCUGCGUCAAGCUGGAGAGGAGGUGGAUGCUGUGGUAUGAAUUCAAGAAGGAACUCUCCUGCUUGGAUGACUGGCUUCGAUCAGCUGAGAAAAUAGCAGCGUCCCCGAACUCCAGCCAUGUGCUGUAUAUUACGGCAAAAGAGGAGUUACAAAAGUAUGAGAACCUGCGUGCUGAGGCCAGGAUACGUUUAGCCCAGCUGGACGGCUUGACCCAGAGGAGUCGAACUCUGGUUGACCUGUUUAGAGGUACUAUGGGCACACGGCUCGUAGAAAUGACGAAGGACUGCGGACAGCGCUGGGAUCAGCUCAGUAACAUGGUGGAGACUGUGUGCCGCAGGUUAAAGCAUUUCGUCUGCCAGCGGGAGGAUUUUGAGAGGCAGAGGGAAGAGAUGGCUGUGUGGCUGGCUGAUAUGGACCUCAGGCUGACUGAAGUGGAGCACUUCUCAGGCAGAGACACCUGCUCGAAGAUGCACCAGCUUCAGGGGUUUCAAGAGGCUGUUGGAGAGAGUGCAGGUAGACUGAACGAUUUGCUCCAGCAUGGAGAAGAGCUGAUCCAAAGGAGCGAGCCGGCGGACGCCCAGGCCAUCGAGAGCCAGCUGCAGGAACUCAUGCUCCACUGUACUCACGUCUUUCAAGGCCUGGGCCGCCUGCACACGCGCCUGCUCAGCAUGAGACUGGUUUUUGAAGAGGACUGGGCUCUGUGUGCCCCUGAUUCUGGCUGUCCCUCUGAGAGUAUGCUGGAGGAUGAGUGUUUUGUAGAGCGCACCAUGGCGCCUCAGUCUCAGGCCUGCCUUCCUCAGUCCAGUCAAGAUCACCUGGUUCUGGAGUGGGACCCUUCAGUGGACAUUGGUGGUUCAAUCUCCCGUGAUGACACCAACUCUGCAGGUAUGUCUUGCACAGAUGAACCAGCCAAAUAUCCUCUGAGGAGGAGAGUCUACAUGAGUCCUGUGGACUCACAUCCAGACAGUGCAUCUGUCAGCGUCAAGCAGCCAGGCGUUGAGAAGAGCUUAGAGUGUACUGCCCCACCCCAGAUGCCAGUGCCAGUCAUCAGAGCUGGCAAGCCUCAGUUUGCCAGACCAUUUAAGACGUCCACACCUGAAACUAGGUCUCCUGAGCCUGUGACCUUUGACCGUAUCAGCGCUUGGCUGGGCCAGACGCAUCAACUUUGUUCUAAAGCCGUCCAGACGGAGCAUGUUUCACAGCCUCGCUCCAGUUUUUCAUCUCUGCUGUCCGGAAAGGAGGAGGAGGGAGUGGAGUAUCAGGAGAACGUGCUCCCCCAGAGACGCCCCCACCUACAGCAAACUUGGCACACGUGCUGCAACCCCCGCCCGUCCCCGUCAUGUGACCUCCAGCAUCACUAUCGCCAACGUCACGAAGACCCACAGAGGCAGCAGGAGAGACUUUCUUUCCCUGACUCAUCGCAGGACAACACCUGUACAAAGUUGAGUCGUGACCUGAUUAGACAGAAGGCCUCUACUAGCAGCCUAUGGCACAGAGGCACCUGGCUGUUGGGGCCCCUGAGGUUUUUUGACAUGCGGAAGGCCUCAGCACCAAUGCUUGCCAUCCUUUUUGCCCUCCUGCUUGCUGUGGUGAUCUGGCCCCUCAUCUCAGUCCACGAUACCUCAUGUCAUCGGUCCAAUACCCUGACCCGCUCAUUUCACCUGGCCCUACAUUACAAAGGACCCCCUCCCACCUGAGGACACAAGCUGUGAUUAUUACAGUAAAGAGCUUAAUAAGCACAUAUGGGAGAGAAAUUUAAUUUUUUCUUUCUUCCCAGAAUUUCUAUGAAAGCAUGCGUCACCUGAAAAUGGAAUGGGUCUCAAAGUUUUGCUGUAUUAAGUGUCGCAAGAGUAUCUUUAGGAACUGUCCACAUGCUUUAAAUAUGGUUGGACUCAAGGCCAUCAAGGCCUGUGAGUGCAAACCCAUGUAACAAGGGCACUUAAUUCUGCUCUGACACUCAUUUUCUCACAAUGUCAAAGUGAAUAGUAUAAAAUUGGAAUGAUCUGACAGCUCUGGAAGCAUCACUGUUGAUAACAACCUUGUUUACUUGAUUUUUUUUUUUUUUUUUUUUUUUUUUUUUUGACUGACCGAUUAAGCAUUUGUGGACCAACCAAUUAUUUAUAGGUUUAUUAGAGGCAAAUUUAAAAAAAAUAAUAAUUUAAAAAGCAGAUUAUGACUGAAAAGUGUGUAAGUGUGUGUGUGUGCGCGCUAACAUUUACUUCAAGAAUUGUUUAAAAAAUAUUGCUGAAAAUGUUGUAGUUGAAGACAGUUUUGUACAGCGAGAGAACAUUUCAUACUGAGUCACAAUAUUUGAUCAAGAACCACUAUAUUGUAUGCUGUUAUCACUGUAACAUUUUUAAAAUGGGCAUUCUGUACUGUAUUUAAUACAUUGCAUCAGUCCAAUGAAGAAGACGCAACCAAGCUUUAAAGCAAAUCCUUGUGCACAUCAAGGAUCGGUUUUGCACUGUUAUUCAUUUUUUAUGACUUCUAAAAUAAAAGAUGAGCGAAAA